Molecule: messenger RNA, 216 nt
Organism: Closterium sp. Naga37s-1
Lineage: Eukaryota; Viridiplantae; Streptophyta; Zygnematophyceae; Desmidiales; Closteriaceae
Source: the annotation of a GenBank genome assembly
GGAUCUCUACAUGAGUGGCAUAACUGGAAACAUUCCAUCCGCUAUUGGUCGCAUGAGCAGCCUUACGUACUUAGAUCUUGGCUACAACGGCUUGCUAGGCACAAUCCCUGACUCCAUUAGUGAACUUACAAAUCUUCGUUCCGUAAACUUCGGGAAGAAUGGGCUGGCUGGCGCAAUAACACAGUCGUUAGGCAGCCUAAAAACUUUGACCGCAUU